Molecule: messenger RNA, 1466 nt
Organism: Phyllotreta striolata
Lineage: Eukaryota; Metazoa; Arthropoda; Insecta; Coleoptera; Chrysomelidae
Source: the annotation of a GenBank genome assembly
CGUAAACGUUAUGCCGUGUACGUGCGGUUAUCGGCCGUUUUUUUAUUUUGGAUUUCCAUUCAAUCGGAUUAUUCGACUGGUAGCGUUUUUGGAAUGAUUUUUGUACCGAAAAGUUGGUGAAAAUGGAUAUGAGACCCAUUUUUGGUGGAUACCCCUUUCAAGGCCAAGGAAGAGUCAACCAGCUAGGCGGCGUCUUCAUCAACGGCAGGCCUCUACCGAACCACAUACGAUUGAAGAUAGUGGAAAUGGCGGCGGCCGGCGUCCGGCCCUGCGUCAUAUCCCGUCAAUUGCGCGUCUCCCACGGCUGCGUCUCCAAGAUCCUGAACCGCUACCAGGAGACGGGCAGCAUCAGGCCCGGCGUGAUCGGCGGCUCGAAGCCGCGCGUCGCCACCGUCGAAAUCGAGGAGAAGAUCGAGCAGAUGAAGAAGGACCAGCCGGGCAUCUUCUCCUGGGAGAUCCGCGAGAAAUUGAUCAAAGAAGGCGUCACAGAUCCGCCGAGCGUUUCAUCUAUAAGCCGAUUACUUCGAGGCGGAAGUCGAAGGGACGAUCCCGAUUGCAAGAAGGAUUACACCAUCAACGGCAUCCUCGGCGGUAAAGAAGAAGACAGCGACAUCGAUUCCGAACCGGGAAUACCAUUAAAACGGAAACAGAGGCGCUCCAGGACGACUUUUUCCGGUGAACAACUGGAAGCUCUGGAACGAGCUUUCACCAGGACUCAGUACCCCGAUGUAUACGUGAGAGAAGAGCUCGCCCAACAAACGGGACUCACAGAAGCCCGAAUACAAGUGUGGUUCUCGAAUCGCCGAGCCCGCCUGCGCAAAGGCUCCACGGGCGCCAGCCCCUCUUCAGCCUUGGGCUUCCCGGUACUUCCGUGCCAGUACCCGCGGGAAUCGCAGUACGAUUGGCGGAACGCCCAAUUCUACAACUACAACGUGCAAUCGUCGUACAACCAGGAGUACUCGGCGCUGUUGGAGUCGAACUACGCGCUGGCGCAGGCGCACAUCAGCCAGGCGCAGGCGCAAAUGAGCCAGGCGCAGGUGCACAAGGAGAACUACGUGCAGGCGCACGCGCAGGCGGCCAACGUGCGCGUGAAGGACGCGGAGGUGUACGAGGCCGCGCACACGGCGAUAGCGCAGCAGGAUAGGAUGAAGGACUGCGGCGUGGGUUAUCACAAUCCGGAGGCGAGCAGGCCGGUGGGAAUGAGCAAGGAGGUGGAUUUGAGUAACGAGGCGUCGGGCAGUAUGGAGGGCGCGUGGGAGAAGGUGCCCGAUUGGAAGCACAACGCGAAUUUAGUCAAUAUGGGGAAUUUCAGCGGCAACGAGCAUUUUCACAGUCAAUACCAGGCCGAUCAGAAGAACUACUGGGCAUGAGGCAAGUACGUAAUAAAUUAGGAUUAAGUUUAGAGUGUAAAUAUGAAAACAUUGGCGAGAAAAUAUAUUGAAAUGAAAUACAACAAACGAUGCUCC